Molecule: messenger RNA, 1334 nt
Organism: Anneissia japonica
Lineage: Eukaryota; Metazoa; Echinodermata; Crinoidea; Comatulida; Comatulidae
Product: three prime repair exonuclease 2-like
Exons: 3
Coding region: 488-973 (161 amino acids)
Biological process (GO): DNA catabolic process
Cellular component (GO): cytoplasm
Molecular function (GO): 3'-5'-DNA exonuclease activity; nucleic acid binding
Source: RefSeq, a predicted model, not a curated record
UAUUGCACAGCUUUUGUUGUAGGCCUUGGACCAAGGAUUUAUUCUAUACCUAUUUGUUUGCACAGAAAGGUCUUUGGCCUAUGAUUCAUUCUAUUUGUUUGCACUGAAAAGAAAUACAGUCAUGUGUUACAGACCUUAGACAUAGAACAUAUCAUCUCUAAACCUGGCAUUGCAAGUAUACCAGACGAAUUUGGAUUUUAUCGAAUUAACGAUUCAACGUUGCCUUCACGAAAGAAAUGAUGCUCGGUCACGUACAACCGUCGCAUCCGAUCAUCAAGUCCUUCGUUUUCUUCGAUCUGGAAACGUCGGCUCUGCACGCCGAAGUCAGACCCAGGGUCACCGAACUGUGCCUGAUCGCCGUACACAUGUCCAGCGUUGAGAGCUCGGGCACCGCGCCGAGGGUGAUGGACAAGCUGACGCUGUGCGUGUAUCCCAACAAGGAAAUCUCCCGAUCGCUUCGAAUCUGACUGGUCUCCACAAUGCUCUUAUGCUGGAUAACGACAAGCGACCUUUCGACGUCCAAGUUUGCGAGUCGAUAUGCGCCUUCCUCGGCAGACAGGCAAAACCAGUGUGUAUGGUCGCUCACAACGGAUACGAAUUCGACUUCAAGCUGCUUCGAACGGAAUUCGACCGUCUCGGACGUUCUCUACCUUCCGACCUGCCGUGUUGCGAUUCCCUGUUGGCUAUUCGUGAACUUGAGGGUGCAGAUUGGCAAGCGUGGAAGAGGCCCAGGAGGUCUUACGCCCUGCAGAAGAUGUUCGUCCGGACUUUCGGAGUGAAACCCAGAAACGUUCACGGUGCUGAAUCGGACGUGAUCACUUUACUCAAACUUGUGCUCAACCGAGGAAACGCAGUGUACCGGUGGAUGGAUGAGCACGCAACGAGGUGGACAGACGUUCAGCAAUAUUACGUCCCGAAAAAGAUCGAGGAUAAGAUACAUGUCGAACCAUCUUCGAACAGUCCGAUAGUGUAGUGAAGAGCAGACGUUCGAUAUCUUCGCAUCCAGCCUUAUUCGCUAGAACACUCAAAAAUUGUCGGCGAACGGAAAUCUAUAGAUUUCUAUUCGCCAUUGCAUGUUUUCUGAAAAGCUUUAUUUAACAAUGCAAAAGCAUUCUUUAUCCAAAUUAUCUCCUUUUUUUGUUCUUCUUCUGUUUCUUUUAUCAUAGGCAGCUGGUAAAAAUAACUGGUCUUCGGGGUCGCGGUGAACGACGCACCUGACGUCGCCGCAUUUACCUGGGAUAGCCGUUAUCGAUCUAUUGUAAAAGCAUCCUGAUUUUAGAUAUCCUUUUGUCUUCGACCGCCGGAAAGUGAUCUUUUUCACAGGUCUGCCCUCU